Symbiodinium pilosum is the source of this 1116-nucleotide messenger RNA. NCBI's taxonomy places the organism in Eukaryota, Dinophyceae, Suessiales, Symbiodiniaceae. The record is from the annotation of a GenBank genome assembly.
AUGUCCCAGAUCGCGCAGCAGAAGAUGCAGGCAAGCCGCAAUGAAAUGCUUGCUGACAUUGCUCAGCUCCAGGAAAAACUGACGAUAGCUGAUGCUGAAAGCAUCCAGAAGGCAGUGGAGCUUGAAGCUGACGUCAAGCACAAGGAGGCGGAGCGGGAAGUCGCUGAAACUCAGGAGAGCGCUCUGCAGACGCAGCUUGCCCAAAUCGAAGCACAGCUUGACAUAACGAACAGAGCCAGCGAGCAGGCAAAAGUUGAGCUGAAGUUGGCCAAGGAGCAAAUCCACAGGAUGCAGACCAAGGUCGUGGAGCUGGAGAAGGCGCUGCAGACCGCGCAGUUGAAGGAGCAGCAGCUUGCGCAGCAACUUCAGGCCUCUUCGGCCGAAGUGAAGCGCCUUCAAAGCGAGCAGAAAGUCUUGGAGGCUGACAUCUCCGAUGCUCUCCAAAGAGAGCGCAGCUUGGAAGUGAUGCUGGCGCAGGUGCAGAGCAAAAACCAGUUCCUUGAGGAUCGACUGCCCAAGAUGGAGGAGGAAAACAAGAAGCUGAUCCGCCGUAUCAACUUGUUGGAGAAAGUCGCCCAGAACGAGCAGGUCUUCACCUCCAAGCUCACCGAGUCCCAUGCAGAGAACGAGCGACUUGCAAAGGAACUCCAUCAGCUGGAGGCCAACUUCAGGGAAAAGGAGAAGGAGACCACGAAGAUGGCCAAUGAACUCCAGAUGUACCAGGAGCGCGCCCGCGAAGCAGCGGUGAAGGCCCAGACCUUUGAAGCCAAGGCUGAAGAAACAGCUCGAGCUGCUGAGGAAAAGCGGGCUGCUCUGGAGGCGGAGAUCCAGAAGGCUCGAACUGCAGAGGCUCAGGCCCAGCAGGAAGCCGCAGCUGCGAAGCAGCUCGUUGAGGAGGCAAAGCUGGCAGAGCUGAGGGCAGUUGAGGAGGCGCGAAGUGCUACCGCGGAGAAGGCCGCUGGGCUGUUUGCCGAGGCGGCAGCAGCGCAGGAGCGGGUGCGAAAGGCCUUAGAGACCCAGGCCAAGGCUGCCAGGGAUGCAGAGGCAGCGCAGCAAACCGCGGCCAACCUCCAGGGGAAAGCUACGCAGUCGCUGCCCUGGCAAAAGCCGGCGUAA